UCAACAGCGUGUUGUCCGCUGUUGUUGCCGUUGUUGCCAUGGCGACUGUGAAGCUAAACAAACAAGUCUCCGAGAAGGUGAGAGAGCUCAACGCACUGGGCACGUUUUUGACUGAUGUUCGACUCGGAGCCGUUGCCCGCAAGCUCUCGGAACUACCCAUGGAGAAGGCCUUAGAGGUUCUCCAAAGUGUGGUAGAUGCAGCUGAAGGGGGAGAUGAAUCAGCACAGCAAGAUCCCACUAUGGCUGUCAUCGAGGCUACCAAGAAAGCUCAGAAGGAAGAUCAAGAGCAAGUGGAGAUUGAAGCCGAACCGGUGCCCGAGCCAGAAGAGCCCCCACAGGAGUCGCAAGAUGGGAAAUGGAAUCAGAAAUCAGGCGGCUGGAACGACAAGAAGUGGGGUGAGGAAGGUGAGGACUGGAACAAGGAUAACAAGGAGGACUGGAAAGAUGAGGAGGACUGGAAAGAUGAUGGCGAGGUUCCAGACCUCACAGAGCCGGUCCGUAAUCGCGUUCUGAAAUUGAACGCGUCUGGUAAGCUCUGCUCUGAGAUUGACCUGGACAAGAUUGGAAGUGGUCUUGCCAAACUGUCUGAGCCAAUCGCACUACAGCUCUUGAAAGACAUUUUUGAGAACGCUGACAUGGUGGACAAACCCAAUCACCUGAUUGGAGACGCCAGCAGGAAGAUUCUCCUCAGCGGCCGUGGAGCUGCGAGUGAGAAAGUUGCGCAUCAGAUCGGAAAUCUGAUGAGGCGCAUUCGAUGGGUGAACUCCAAUGUUUCUUUGGCCUUUCCGUUGCACAUGGGAAAUGUUCUGGAUAUUCUUCAGCCACUUCAUCAUGCAGAUGCUAUGCAGUUGCUCAAGAAGCUGGUGCAGCAAGCAGACGAUAUCGACUCGCCACAGUCCUGGCUGAGAAAAGAGGCAAAACACAUUCAAGACAAUCCGGAAGAAGGAUGGGCAGCACAGAAAGGAAAGGGCAAAGGGAAUGACUGGAAAGACAAGGACAAGGACUGGAAAGACAACGGGAAACAGAAGGCUGGCGGGACCAUCCGCGCGGCCCCGGCCACAGCUUAUGGUGACGCUUGGGCACGGCACAUGGCAACAUCCCAGGGCUGGCUAGCGGGAAGCCCACCUGCGAAGUGGCAAAAGACCGGGAAUUCUUGGGACGACAACAAGAAGCCGUGGGAAAAGAAGACUUGGAAGGAUUGGGGCAAGUCAGAGGCCUGCAACCCUGUGCAGAGCUGUUUGAAGAUGUUUCAAGCCUUUCCGUGAACACGACAAGUUGAGACAAACUGCAGAUUGCGUGGUGUAGGAAGAUCAUACACGAUGAUGCACGAUCUCUUGCGCACAGAGGGAAGGUCCAAAUGUAUCCAAAUGUAGAGUCAGAAAGUCAGAUCUCUGUAUUUUGUAAGGAAGAUGAAUGGUCCAAGGACAGGGAGCCUCAGUGGCUGGUGGUAUUCGUGUUGGGAACCUGUGAGUCAACGCUGGCAGAUUCACGUCGGCCAACCCGAAUACUCUUAGGACAAAUCACUUAUCGUCGUGGUGACUUUCUUGCAGCCAUGGGAAUGGUUCGUUGUGCUUGCUGGGAGCGGUCCUACAUGCGCCUCCCAGCAAGUGCGUCAAUUUUCAAGCCUGCAGGAAAUUAAAGCAAAGAAGGGCUGGAAGUGAUGCGCCGAUGCGUUCUUGAACCGCUGAGACUUGAGCUGCCUAGGCUUGAAUCGCAAGGUCC
Cladocopium goreaui is the source of this 1722-nucleotide messenger RNA. NCBI's taxonomy places the organism in Eukaryota, Dinophyceae, Suessiales, Symbiodiniaceae. The record is from the annotation of a GenBank genome assembly.